AUGGCGCUAUUGGCUUUUCCAUCUCUUUCAAGAUGGCACAAUUUUCCGAUUGAGGGACGACGUACCGUUGGUGGACUGAUGAACCGAUUAUUGGAGGAUUUCGAGGACUCGCUUCAACCAUUCUGGGAGUGUUCCACUACGAGUAAAAAUUCGUUCGGCGAGAUUGUUGAUAACAAGGACAGCUUCGGUAUCCGAUUGGAUGUAAGCCAUUUCCGACCAGAAGAAUUGUCGGUGAAGAUGCAGGAUGGGAGACUGUUUGUUGAAGGACACCACGAGGAGCGAAAUGAUCAGCAUGGUUCCGUGGAACGACACUUCAUCCGGAAGUACACUAUUCCAGAGACCGUAUUGCAAGACAGUUUGGAAUCACAGUUGUCCGAUCAGGGUGUUCUCCGAAUUACUGCUAAGAAGAAAGCUGUCGAAAGUCCCCAGUUUACAAAUAUUCCAAUUCAAUUCAAUUCGAUGAAAAGUGACAAGUAG
Molecule: messenger RNA, 477 nt
Organism: Brugia malayi
Lineage: Eukaryota; Metazoa; Nematoda; Chromadorea; Rhabditida; Onchocercidae
Product: Hsp20/alpha crystallin family protein
Exons: 2
Coding region: 1-477 (158 amino acids)
Biological process (GO): protein refolding; response to heat
Molecular function (GO): protein folding chaperone
Source: RefSeq, a predicted model, not a curated record